AGGUGGCAGGCAGCGCGCGGCUCAGGCUGGCAGAGGAUGCUCGUGGUACGAGUGCUCGCUGGGUCCAGGAGGCAGCACAGAGAGAAGUGAGGCUGGGGGCCGGCAAGCAGGUGACCCCGCUGAGCGACCCCCAGCGCCUGUCCCCCAAGAGACAUUGGCCCAGGUCAAACAGCAGUUCCCUCCUUCACCCUCUGCCCGGAGGAGCCUCCCGCUCCUAGGCCAGACGCCCCUGGACAAUUCACCGGCGGCCCCCUUGGCCAGGCUGUCUGCUGCUGACUGCAGCCGACCCCUCGCUGCUGCUGAGCCAGCCUCACUGCCCACUCAAGACGUUUUUCGGGGGGUUCCAUUUAGCUGUUGACUUUGCAGCUGAGCCCAUUGACCGUCCAGCCUGCGUCUCUCCCUGCUUCCUCCACCCGCCCCUGGGAAAACGUGAUGAAAGCAGCGGCUUAGCCUUCCCCGCUGGCCAGGGCAGCAUGAGGGCCAGGCAGAGGCCAUAGGAGCGUGAACCAGAGCUGCCGUUCGCCAGGACACAAGUGACUCAAAGCCAGGAGAGAGGGAGGGGGUGGCUCGUGCUGCAGCUGGUGCCCCUGGGUCAGCCUGGAGGGGAAGAACAACGCAUCCUCAAUCGUCAAUAUCCGGGAGGAAAUAAACCCUGAUUGGCUUCAUUUGGCAGCUGGCUGGCAGUGGGCUCUGGAGGUGGCAGUGCCUCCUGCAGGUCAUAGUCAUGCGGUGCAGGGUUCAGAGACUCCAGUGACGGUGAGGAACAAAUCAGAAGCCACCGGCUAACUGGGGCUGUGCCCCUCGUCACCUGAGCUCCUUCUCUGCCACAGGGCUUGGUGCCCAGCCCGACUCCCAGCCUGUGUCUAACAGGAGAUUCCUUGGCGGCUGCCCUGAGAGGCUGCACUCCUCUGGGCUUGCUGCUGCCUGGCUGGAACGAGCCCUCGUCCCAUAACUCUUCCUGGGGCUGCAUCUGAGUCCGGUCUCCACCCAUCACAGCCCUGGAUGCUCUUUGCUCCCAAAUCCAGAUCUUAACUCCACGUUCUGCCUGUCCAUCCCACCACCGACUCUUCCGAGCAAGGACCCUGCCCAUCCCGCCCUGCGCCAGGAUGAAUGAGAUCCCGGACCUGGCGUCCCAGUCCUCCCUGGGGGUGGUCUCUGCCACCUGUGUCUCCAAAGUGGAGCUGCGGGUCAGCUGCAAACACCUGCUCGACCGGGACACACUCAACAAGUCAGACCCCUGUGUGGUGCUGCUCAUGCAGUCCCAAGGCCAGUGGAUGGAGGUGGACAGGAGCGAGAUCAUCAAGAGCAACCUGCACCCCGUCUUCUCCAAGGUCUUCACGGUCGACUAUUACUUCGAGGAAGUGCAGAAGCUGCGGUUCGAGGUGUACGACAGUCAUGGGCACUCCAGCCUCGGGACACACGACGAUGAUUUCCUGGGGGGCAUGGAGUGCACCGUGGGCCAGAUUGUGGCCCAGAAGCGGGUGACCAAGCCGCUAUUUCUCAAGUACGGGAAGUACGCCGGAAAGUCCACCAUCACAGUGCUGUCAGAGGAGAUUUCUGGCAACAAUGGCUAUGUGGAGCUGGCGUUCCGGGCCAAAAAGCUGGACGACAAGGAUCUCUUCAGCAAGUCAGAUCCUUUCCUGGAGCUCUACCGGAUCAACGACGACGGGAGCGAGCAGCUGGUGUAUCGCACUGAGGUGGUCAAGAACAACCUGAGCCCCGUGUGGGAGCCGUUCAAGGUCUCACUGAACUCGCUGUGCAGCUGCGAGGAGAAGAGGAAGCUGAGGUGUGUCGUCUGGGACUACGACUCCCGGGGAAAACACGACUUCAUCGGAGAGUUUUACACCACGUUUGAGGAAAUGCAGAAAGCGAGUGGGGAGAACAAGGUGCAGUGGGACUGCAUGAACCCAAAGUACAAAAUCAAGAAACGAAAUUACAAGAACUCAGGCGUGGUCAUCUUACUGGAUCUGAAGCUCCACAGGGUCUACUCCUUCCUGGAUUACAUCAUGGGCGGAUGCCAGAUCCACUUCACGGUGGCUAUUGACUUCACAGCGUCGAACGGAGACCCCCGGAACAGCUGCUCUCUACACUACAUCAACCCCUACCAGCCCAACGAGUACCUGAAGGCACUGGUGGCAGUGGGAGAGAUUUGCCAGGACUACGACAGCGAUAAGAAAUUCUCCGCCUUAGGGUUUGGUGCGAGGAUCCCACCCAAGUACGAGGUUUCCCAUGAUUUCGCCAUCAACUUCAAUCCGGAUGAUGACGAGUGUGAAGGAAUUCAGGGCGUGGUGGAAUCCUACCAGAACUGCCUGCCGAAAAUCCAGCUCUACGGCCCCACGAACGUGUCCCCCAUCAUCUCCAAGGUGGCCAGGGUGGCGGCGGCGGAGGAGAGAACAAAGGAGGCCUCCCAAUACUACAUCCUGCUGAUCCUGACGGACGGGGUGGUGACCGACAUGGCGGACACGCGGGAGGCCAUCGUGCGGGCCUCCUACCUCCCCAUGUCCAUCAUCAUCGUAGGGGUGGGCAAUGCGGACUUCACCGACAUGCAGAUCCUGGACGGGGACGACGGGGUUCUGCGCUCCCCGAAGGGGGAGCCCGUCCUCCGGGACAUCGUGCAGUUCGUCCCCUUCAGAGAGUUCAAGAACGCCUCGCCCACGGCCCUGGCGAAGUGCGUGCUGGCCGAGGUGCCGAAGCAGGUGGUGGAGUAUUACAGCUACAAAGCCCUGCCGCCCCGGUGUCCCAAAGCCGAUUCGCCCAACUCCACCCUCAACUCGCCCCAGUGAGGGACCACCCCUCCAGCGCCCCUGCCCUGCCGUCGUCCCUCAGCCUGGCCCACGAUGGACAAAGAAAUAAAAGGCGAAGGAGAGCAAGAGUGUGUCACUGUCUGAGUCGUACAGGCUCCCCACAGCAGUGAGCACGGGGCCCCAGGCAGCCUCCCCCACCACUGCCCACGUGCCACGCUGCACCCCCUGGCUCCCCCGGCCCUCUGAAGGACCCAGACAGCGAGCUGAGCCAGCAGUGCAAAGGCACAUAGGAAGUGCGGGGUGGGGGGGCGUGCCUUGCUGGUUUCUCACUCGGGCGGGGUCCCUGCUUAGUUUGACAAUGAGCUUCUGGGCGUGAUGCAGUGACCUGGCCUUGGAUGCGGAGAGGUGGGUGUUUACAGGGUGAUGGAAUCAGGCAGGCAAGGGGAGAGAGGGUGGCAGUGGCUGGUCAGCCAGCAGAGAGUGAGUGAGGGGCUGGCUGGACCAGGGGGUGUGGUGGGGACCAGAGCCCGCUGCCUCCAGGGCACAGGUUUGGUGGUCCCAGGAGUACUAGGAAUGGGAUAGGGAGCCUGGCUCGUGGGCUCCAGUGGCUGACAGCUCUUGGGUGAGUGACCCAUUUGUGCAGUGAGUUUGCUGGCUCUCAGGCAUCCCCAGCACCCAGUAUCUAAAGUGCUGGCUCAGUUCUGGAAAUAAAAUUUCUAAGUGAUCUGGGAGACUCCCUCUGACUGGCUGCUUCUCUCCCUUCCCUGCCUCCGGGGGAAGAGCAGCCAGUCAGAUCUGCUGCAGGGAAUACACACCUAUGCACCCAAUGUUGAGGCCCCUCUGUCCGCUCUCACACUGCAUGAUUUCCCAUCUUCUGCCCAGAACGCAGCUGGCAUCCCCAGCCCUGGACCAGCAGCCUCCCUGACUGUGGAUCAUGUCAGCAUCCCCCAGGAGUAGCCCCUGCUGCCUGUCAAAGAAACCUGGAGAGCAACUUGACCAUCCUUUGCAAUGGGUCUGGAGUGGCCUCUUACCUGGAUGGCUUGUGCCCAGCACAGCAGACAUGCCAGGGGCCCCAGUUCAUUGGGCUGAGGCCAGGUGAGAACUCCCUAGGUGGCAUGAGCUGGCCCCAUAACAUGGCGCGUGCGAGCUGACGACAGUUCUGCUGCUGCCUCUGUCUGCCUCUCUCACCUGAGACUGCCCAGAGUGGGGCCCAUGUCCUGCCCCCCCGGACUGCACUGAGCCCCAGGAGCAGCUGGUUGCUGGGCAUUUCCCAGCCACUCUUUGCAUAUCAUAUCCGAGUAUUUUAAUGAACAACAAAAAUAACCAGGAAAAUAUAUUAACCCCCAUCUUGACUGGCAGGGUCUGAUCUGCUAGGAGCCCCUCCCACCUCCGACAGCAGAACAAUCUCAUGGCAUGAGGAAAGAGAACAAACAGGGAGCUCGGUCCGACCCUAGGGAUGGCCGCUUUGCCGGCAUUGCCUCCAGCCUGUGCAGCGAAGCUGUGACAUAGGCAUGGCUAGGCCAAAGCUGCCAGUGAAAGGGAUCCCCGACCGCUCAGUGUUCCCACUCUCAUCCAUUUCACUUCCCCGUCAAGUGCAUGAUGCUAGCUGGGCUCAUUCACAUUGCCAGUGGAGGCGCUGUUCCCAGCUGUGCAUAGUUCUCCGUGUACCGCGUGCUUGUCUGUCACUUAGCGUCUGCAUGACGAAUCUCCUGUUCCUGCUGUAUGGGAGGAAUGAGCCAAUAAAGGCAAUAUUGUAUUCCCCCCUGUGUUGGUACAUUUUAUUGAAAGCUGCCUGAGCAGAGCAGAGGUUCCCCGCUACUUGGGAGUCCUCUGUGCCCCCCUCGGUGCACCAAGUUACGCAGUGCUGUCCCACAGCAGGAGUAUUUCUGCCUGACCCCCGUGGCAAUCAGUUUGAUGACUGAUGGCCCUUUCCAUUUGUAGCCUCACUGAUGUCUCAGCAGAUGCUUCACUUGGUGGUGAUACUCUUUUACAAAAAACCUGGGAAAUUCCCACCUACAAAACGUUGUUACCUUACAGGUCAAGUUGCCAGAUGGCAUACUCCACAAUGCGAAUGGGAAGCUGAUGUACUAACAUUUAAGUGGAGCCCGGUAGCCUGGUAGCCCUCUCAGCUACAAGUUGGCUUAUUCAUUAUGAUUAUGGUAUCUAUUAAAUGGAUUAAAAACUGGCUAACUGAUAGAUCUCCAAAUGCUCUAUUAAUAAGGAAUUAGCUGGUGUGUUUCGAGUCCUCAUCCCCUGAGACUGGUACUCAGUCUAAUGCUAUUCUAUAAUUUUAUCAGUGACUUGGGAGAAAACAUAAAAUUGUUGAUAAAGUUUACGGACUCUACAAAGCUUGGUGGGGAGGUACAUAAUGCUGAGGACACAUGGCAAUCUGAGUGGCUUGGUAAGAUGGGUAUAAUAAAACACCAUAGCUUUAACACAGCUAAAUGCUGGGGUAUAUAUCAAAGAACAAAGCAUGCAGGUCAUGUUUAUAGGCUGCAGAACUGUAGUGGGGGAAACAGUAAUUGACAAAGAUUUAGCAGUCCUGGAGGAAAACAACUGAUCACGUGCUCCCAGUGUGAUGUGGUGGUCAAAAGGGCGAUGGCGGUAUUUAGAGAUACACUUUAUCUCUGGACAUGGAAUAUAGGUUAUAGUAAAUAGUAAUACUGUCUACGGAAUGGGUGAGCUCUGUACUGAAACACCAUGUCCAACUCAGGUGUCCACACUUUUAAAAGGAUGUUGAAAAAUUAGAGCUCAGCGAAGAGCUCCAUGAAGGAGAUGCACCUUCCCAUGAGAGACUAAAAGAGCUCCAUCUCUAUAGCUGUCAAGGAAAAGGUUAAGUGGUGACUUGGCCACACUCCCUAAGCACCUACACAAGGAGAAG
Messenger RNA from Chelonoidis abingdonii (Abingdon island giant tortoise), 5625 nucleotides. RefSeq names its product copine 7 (gene CPNE7). The record is from RefSeq and is a predicted model, not a curated record. NCBI's taxonomy places the organism in Eukaryota, Metazoa, Chordata, Testudines, Testudinidae. Gene Ontology annotation, biological process: cellular response to calcium ion. Gene Ontology annotation, cellular component: plasma membrane. Gene Ontology annotation, molecular function: calcium-dependent phospholipid binding.